Molecule: messenger RNA, 1280 nt
Organism: Phymastichus coffea
Lineage: Eukaryota; Metazoa; Arthropoda; Insecta; Hymenoptera; Eulophidae
Product: E3 SUMO-protein ligase NSE2-like
Exons: 7
Coding region: 458-1078 (206 amino acids)
Biological process (GO): protein sumoylation; double-strand break repair via homologous recombination
Cellular component (GO): Smc5-Smc6 complex; nucleus
Molecular function (GO): zinc ion binding; SUMO ligase activity
Source: RefSeq, a predicted model, not a curated record
AGACAAAACAUAUACAUAAUCACAUAUAAUACAUGAUUCUUAUAAGCUUUCAAGUGUAGUGGUAACGAUGCGUAUUGCGUGUGCAAGUAGGCGUGAAAUAUCUGAAGUCUAUAAGUGGAAAUCUAUAACUUUUGUUACCAUGCAUCACUCAUGCCGUCUCGCGGUAUGUUAAAGAGCUAUACUAGUCCAAAUUGAAAACGUUCAGUCUCAAGUCUCAACUGUCAACUGUGCACAUUUUAAAAUUAGAUAGAGGCUGCGGCUGCAUCUUCGAAGUUUUCUUAUUUGUAGCAAGUUGACGAUACAUCUAUAGUAACUUUAUCUGCAAAGACAUCGUUUUAGACAGUAAUUGCCAAUGUGACUUUUUUGAAAAUUUUAUUGACUUGUUUUUUGGGCAUAUCCCCUGUACAAUAAACCCAGAAAAUGUUAACUGAAAGGUAUUGAAUUGUCUGUAGUGAAAAUGGGUAGCUCCAACAAAGCUGAGAUAUUAAGAAACAACUUUUUUAAAACUGCUGAAUGUAUUGUAACUCAUUUUGAUGACGACAAAUGCAAAAGAGAUGAGACCUUAGGGAAUAUGGAAAAUAUUAUAGGGAAAAUUUGUGGAUUUGAUGACAAGAUGAAGAGAGUUACUACAGUUCUGAAAGAGAUGAAGAAUAGCAUUGAUGAUAAUGACAAUCAGAACCAGAUUAAAGAAUCAUGGACAAGCUGCAAACAAACAUUACUGAAUUAUGAACCAGAUGUGUCUAAUCUUCCAAUUUUUAUGGAGUAUCGUCAACAAGUAAAAGAAAUAGUAAACAAUAUGGAUGGUACUGAAAAAAUGCCUCUUGGUGACGAUGAUAUCGAAAUGACACAAGAACAAGUCAAUAUUAUCGAUGCAUUCUCAAAGAAACGAAUGACUAAUCCUGUAAAAAAUAUGCAAUGUGGUCACGUUUAUGAUCGAGAAACUGUUAUUGAUGUUCUCAAGAUGAAUAAGAAUACAAGAUGUCCAGUUGUUGGAUGCAAGAACAGAGAAUACAUUCGUUUAGAAGAAUUAGUUACUGAUAUUAAAACAAGAAAAUAUUUGCAUGACAAUCCAACAUAAUUUUUGUUAUAUAUUAUAUUAUUUUAAGUUAUUACAUUACAUAUACAAGAGAAUUAUAUAAAUUAGUUUUUAUACUUGAAACUAAAAUGUAAACAGUUAUACUAUAAGUAAUUCGAGAUUACCUAAAUAUUCAUCAGAGAAUAGCAUUAUUUCAAGAUAUAUUUUGUAGAUGUCGAUUUCUUGAUGAAUAAUAAAUGUUCUU